AAAGAAACUUCCUGAAUUCCGUCUUUUGAAACAUGGUGGUUUCAUGUGCACGUUGACGAGAAUUUUGUUCUUUAGUCGUGUGUAAUAUCAAAGUAGAAAUUGUUAUUUUCUAAAAACUAAAUCAAGUGAAUAACCAUGAAGUUGAACGUGUCUUACCCAGCAACUGGGUGCCAAAAAUUGGUGGAGGUCGUGGAUGAACACAAGAUCCGUAUUUUCUACGAGAAACGCAUGGGCCAGGAGGUGGAAGCUGAUCUGCUUGGAGACGAAUGGAAAGGUUACGUUCUGAAGAUCUCAGGAGGAAACGACAAGCAAGGUUUUCCUAUGAAGCAGGGUGUUCUCACUAACGGCAGGGUACGUCUUUUACUUUCUAAAGGUCAUUCUUGCUAUAGACCCAGACGUACCGGCGAAAGAAAACGAAAAUCUGUCCGUGGGUGCAUAGUUGACGGUAACCUCAGCGUCUUGGCUUUAGUAGUUGUUCGUAAAGGUGAACAGGAAAUCCCUGGCCUAACGGACACCACCAUUCCCCGUCGCUUGGGACCCAAGAGAGCAUCUCGCAUCAGGAAAUUGUUUAACCUGAGUAAAGAGGAUGAUGUGCGCCAGUAUGUUGUCAAACGUCCUCUGGAACCUAAAGAAGGCAAGACCAAGGUCCGUACCAAGGCUCCAAAAAUCCAACGUUUGAUUACUCCAGUCGUUCUGCAAAGAAAACGUCACCGUUUGGCUCUCAAGAAGAAACGUUGUCUUAAACGCAAAGAACAAGAAGAUGCAUACGCCAAAUUGCUAGCUCAACGCAAGAAGGAAUCGAAGGCCCGUAGGGAAAUCGCCAAGAGGCGCAGGUCCAGUAUGAGAGAUAGUAAAUCCAGCACUCACAGUGGGCAGAAGUAGAUUCAAAUUUUUUAUUUUAUGUAAGACAAUGUGAGAAAUAAACGUUGUUGCUGAGC
Leptinotarsa decemlineata (Colorado potato beetle) is the source of this 938-nucleotide messenger RNA. It is a transcript of the gene RpS6, whose product is annotated as Ribosomal protein S6. Gene Ontology annotation, biological process: translation. Gene Ontology annotation, cellular component: ribosome. Gene Ontology annotation, molecular function: structural constituent of ribosome. NCBI's taxonomy places the organism in Eukaryota, Metazoa, Arthropoda, Insecta, Coleoptera, Chrysomelidae. The record is from RefSeq and is a predicted model, not a curated record.